AUGAUAUGCUGUCAGGGGUCUCAUGCUGAAGUGCUGGAGCAAGAAAUUCUGAAAUUGAGGAAUGAUAUGCUGAAGUACGAGUUAGAAAGGGAGAAGCUUGCAACGCAGCUCGAAGAGGAGAGGAAGUCACAAAAGGAGAUGCAGGGCAGGAAUGGAAGGGAAGGCAACUUUCUCAAAGUUAUAGAACAAAGGAUGAAACCCAUAAUCCAUGCUCUCAUCAUGUAA
Molecule: messenger RNA, 225 nt
Organism: Linum trigynum
Lineage: Eukaryota; Viridiplantae; Streptophyta; Magnoliopsida; Malpighiales; Linaceae
Source: the annotation of a GenBank genome assembly